Messenger RNA from Asparagus officinalis (garden asparagus), 3524 nucleotides. RefSeq names its product sister-chromatid cohesion protein 3. Gene Ontology annotation, cellular component: nucleus; cohesin complex; chromatin. The coding region runs from base 78 to 3464 and encodes 1128 amino acids. Gene Ontology annotation, biological process: sister chromatid cohesion. NCBI's taxonomy places the organism in Eukaryota, Viridiplantae, Streptophyta, Magnoliopsida, Asparagales, Asparagaceae. Gene Ontology annotation, molecular function: chromatin binding. The transcript has 22 exons. The record is from RefSeq and is a predicted model, not a curated record.
AAUUUCUAGGGUUCUGUCUAAUUACCCCAAAGUUCCCCUCAAAAUUCCCCCCUUUCACCCCCAAAAAAUCCUCAGCCAUGGAUCCCGCCGGCGUAGCAUCGGAAUCCUCAGUCCGCCGCCCUAAAAGAGCUUCUGCUGUUGCUUCUGCCUUCGGAGCUCCGACCAAAUCGACGGGCUCGACUGAACCAGAGUUGGGCUACGGCGACGGAUCGUUCGGCGAUUUCGAGGAUCUCACGCCCAAGGCCAAGCGCAAGCGCGGACCCAAUGUCAGGGCUUUAGGGCUAGAUGACCUCACCUUGAUCGAUAUUGUCAAAUCGAAUGGUAGGUUGAUUCCGCAUGUGGUCAAGCGAUUAGUUGAGAAGUAUGAAUCAGAUGCGAAAUCUGUACUCGCUGAGAUUCUAAUGAUGCUAUUUGAGGCUUGCGGAGCAAAGUAUCAACUUGAUGUUGCUUCUCUUGACGAGACAGAUGUCGAUGAUGUGGUUGUGUGUUUAGUGGAUUUAGCUAGAAAUGGUGAAGUGGAGGACAAUUACAACUCAAAGCACAAGGACCUUAAAAACUUCAAGGAAAACCUUGCUUUAUUCUGGGAUUGUCUGGUUCUAGAGUGUCAGAAUGGACCUCUGUUUGAUAAAGUUCUUUUUGAGAAAUGCAUGGAUUAUGUUAUUGCAUUGUCAUGCACCCCUCCACGGAUAUAUCGUCAGGUGGCCUCCCUGGUGGGUCUACAACUUGUAACAUCCUUUAUUACUGUUGCUAAAAUGCUUGGUGGCCAACGGGAAACUACUCAAAGGCAGUUAAAUGCUGAAAUGAAGAAGAACAGUGACGGGCCUCGUGUGGAAUCAUUGACCAAAAGGUUAUCUUUGACACAUGAAACGAUUACCGUCACUGAGGAGAUGAUGCGUAAAAUAUUUACAGGACUGUUCAUGCACAGGUAUCGAGAUGUUGAUCCUGACAUCAGAAUGUCAUGCAUCAGAUCUCUUGGUAUCUGGAUUUUAUCAUACCCCUCACUAUUCUUGCAGGAUUUAUACCUAAAAUAUCUUGGUUGGACAUUAAAUGAUAAAAGUGCAGCAGUUAGAAAGACUUCUGUCCUUGCCUUGCAAAAUCUUUAUGACGUGGAUGAUAAUGUGCCGUUGCUUGGGCUUUUCACUGAAAGGUUUUGCAACAGAAUGAUUGAACUUGCUGAUGAUAUUGAUAAUUCGGUUGCUGUGACGGCCAUAGGACUUCUAAAACAAUUAUUGCGACAUCAGCUACUCACUGAUGAUGAAUUAGGACCUUUGUACGAUUUGCUUAUUGAUGAGCCACCCAUGAUUAGGCGUGCAAUUGGUGAACUUGUAUAUGACCACUUGAUUGCUCAAAAUAUUAAAAGUUCCCAGUCAGGAAAUAAAGGUGGAGAUACUGAAUCUUCAGAGGUUCAUUUGGGAAGAUUGCUACAAAUACUACGAGAAUUUCCUGAUGAUCCAAUAUUAAGUGGUUAUGUUAUUGAUGAUGUUUGGGAUGAUAUGAAGGCCAUGAAAGAUUGGAAGUGUAUUAUCUCAAUACUUCUUGAUGAAAAUCCAUUGAUUGAACUUACUGAUGUGGAUGCAACCAACCUUGUCCGUCUGCUUCGUGCGUCUGCCAAGAAGGCUGUUGGUGAGAAGAUUGUUCCUAUAACAGACAAUAGAAAGCCCUACUAUACAAAAGCUCAAAAGGAAGCACUUGAAAAUAGUAGAAGGGAAAUAACUACUGUCAUGAUGAAAAGGUACCCACAGCUUUUGCGGAAAUAUAUAGCAGACAAAGCAAAAGUCUCGUCGCUGGUUGAGCUUGUUUUGCUUUUGAAACUUGAGCUUUUUUCUUUGAAGAGGCAGGAGGAGAAUUUCAAGUCCAUCCUGGAACUUAUAAAUGAUGCUUUCUUCAAACACGGUGAGAAAGAUACACUGAGAUCUUGUAUUGCUGCUCUGAGUUUUUGUUCCAUUGAAAGCCAAGCCGACCUUCAAGAUUAUGCACAAAACAAGCUGAAGGACCUUGAGAAUGAGUUGGUAAUCAAGCUAAAAUUAGCUAUGAAAGAAGUAGCGGUGGGUGAUGAUGAAUAUUCCCUUUUGGUUAAUUUGAAGCGGCUGUAUGAGCUUCAACUGAAAAAAAGUGUUUCAAAUGAUGGUUUAUUUGAAGAUAUGGCUAGCAUCCUUAAGGAUAUGAAGGACUUAGACAGUGAGGUAGUAGCCUUUCUUCUUCUCAACAUGUACCUGCAUGUAGCCUGGUGUCUGGAGUCUGUCAGUGGUGAAAAUCCAUCAGAAUCUUCUGUAACAUCACUGUUAUCCAAGAGAGUUACCCUCUUUGAACAGUUAGAAUACUUUGCUGACACCUUGUCUAAAAUCCAAAAGAAAGGAAGAAGUGAAAGCGUGCUUUCAUACAGAGUAUGCGGCAUACUUUCUGAGGCUUGGUGCUUGUUCAAAAAGUCAAAUUAUGUGUCCACAAAGCUCGAAUGUUUAGGAUAUUGCCCAGAUUUAUCUACUCUACAAAAGUUUUGGAAGCUAUGUGAACAACUGAUUAAUGUUUCAGAUGAAACGGAAGAAGAAGAUGCAAAUGAGGAAUAUAUUGAAGAGAUCAAUAGGGAUGCAGUUAUUAUUGCUGCUGCAAAGUUGGUUGCUAGCAAUACUGUACCAAAGGAUUAUCUGGGUCCAGAGAUCAUUUCACAUUAUGUGAUGCAUGGAGCUAGCAUUGCAGAGAUUAUCAAAAAGCUGAUUACAGAUAUAAAGAAAUCUGCAAGUGAUGAGAUCUAUAUACUAUUUUUGGAGGCCCUCAAAAGGGCCUACAAUCGUUAUAUGGUGGAUCUCUCUGGUUUUGGUGAUGAAUCCUUGGCAAGCAAGUCAUUUUCGGAAUGCAAAGAUUUGGCAGCUCGACUCUCUGGAACAUUUGUUGGUGCAGCUCGCAACAUUCACAGAUCAGGCAUUUUAAAAAUUGCCAAGGAUGGAAUUUCAUUUGCUUUUAUUGAUGCCCCAAAGCAGCUGUCUUUUCUUGAAGGAGCUGUUCUUCCAUUUGUAUCAAAACUACCAGGAUCAGAUGUUUUAGACAUUUUGGAAGAAGUCAAGAGAAGAUCAGAAAAUGUGAACACAGAUGAAGACCCUAGUGGCUGGCGUCCAUACUAUACAUUUGUCAACCAAUUACGUGAGAAAUAUGCAAAGAACGAAGUCCUGCCAGAGGAGAAAGAAGGCAACAUUGUAAGACGAAGAGGCCGUCCAAGAAAGACGACUAAUUUACCAGGUAAAAAACUGUUUGAAGCACAAAGUUCCAGUGACGAAGAUUCUAUCAAUGCAUCAGAGCAGAUUGAACAGGAAGAGAAUGAUGAUGAAGAGAACCAGCCACUUAUUCACUCAUUUAGGUCAUCUGCUGCAAAGCUAAGAUCAUUGAGAGUGCCGCAACAGGAAAAUGUCCAAGUGGGAACUUCAAGAAGCGCGGGGAUCAAUGCCAAAACAGGGACUGCUGACAGAGAAUGAUUGUGGUGUACCAUCCUCUGAGAGGAAGAUUAUAGUUAUGUUUGUAUAACGUGCUUCGUG